AUGUCCGAGUUUUUACUAAUCGCCUUCUUCGCCGUAUUCUCGGGAUUAUUUCCGUGCGUCGAGCCCUCGACCGUCUCGGACGGGGAGAAAGAGGGCAUCUUGUGCGAUGUAGGCGAGUUUCACUGUCACGACCAGCAGACCUGCGUCCCCGAGGCCUGGCUGUGUGACGGCGAGCCCGACUGCCCCGACGCCUCCGAUGAAACUGACCAAACAUGUACACGGGAGGUGGUGAUCAGAUGUCCCCUCAAUCACAUACAAUGUGUUGGGACAAAAAAAUGUAUUCACUUCAACAAACUCUGCAAUGGAGCCAGAGACUGUGAGGAUGGUUACGACGAAGGAGUGCACUGUCGAGAGCUCUUGUCAGCCUGCCAUGAGCUCCGCUGCCGCUACGGCUGCGUCAUGACGAGGAACGGCACCUUCUGUUUCUGCGCUGACGGCUUUGAGGUCGGCGAGGAUGGGACGAGCUGCAGAGAUCAUGAUGAAUGUGCCGUAUAUGGCGUGUGCAGCCAAACCUGCAUGAACACCUACGGGUCAUACAGAUGCAGCUGCACAGAAGGAUACAUCCUGCAGCCUGACAGGACGUCCUGCAAAGCCAAACAAGACCCAGGCGACAUGCCGCCGAUUCUUCUCAUUGGUGGUUCGGAUCGUAUUGUCACCACCCAGCUGAAUGGAUCAGGCCUGCAGCCCCUCAGGGCUCUGGAUACAAACGGGACUCUGGCGCUGGAUUUUCAGCACAACCAGGAGACAGCAUGCUGGCUUCUGUCUACUGAGUCCUCAGGGCAACUCCGCUGUGCUAAGAUGAGAAAUCUGCGUGGAUUCACACAGGAACACGAAAUCAAAACACUGCAAAGUUUGCAAAAUGUCGAGCAUAUGGCCAUCGACUGGCUGACAGGUAACUUCUAUUUUGUGGACCGGGUCAGCGACAAGAUAUUUGUGUGUGACCGUAGCGGGGACACUUGUGUUACUAUCCUACAUCUAGACCUGGUGAAUCCUAAAGGAAUAGCUGUGGAUCCUCUCAUGGGGAUGCUGUUCUUCACCGACUAUGGGAACGUAGCCAAGGUGGAGCGCUGCAACAUGGACGGCACUAACCGGACGCGGCUGGUGGAUUCUAAGACUGAGCAGCCCACCGCAGUGACUCUGGACCUGGUCAAGAAGCUGGUAUACUGGGCGGACGCCUACCUGGAUUACAUUGAUGUGGUGGAUUAUCACGGCAAGAACAGGCACACCGUCAUCCAGGGGAGUCAAGUGUCAUAUAUUUAUGGGUUAGUUUUGUUUGAGGACUACUUGUAUGCCACGCACUCUGACCCUUCCAAAGGGACCACUGCUGUGGAGCUGCUCAAGAUCCAUAGGUUUAACAUCACUGCUGAGCCCAGGACGCUAGCCAGCCUCAGGCGUUCCAAAAGAAUCCGGGUUUACCACAAACUCGCUCAGCCAAUGGUCAGGAGUCAUGCGUGCGAGGUGGAUGCAUAUGGGAAACCGGGUGGAUGUUCCCAUAUCUGCCUACUGAGCGGCAGCUACAAGUCCAGAACUUGCCGCUGCCGCACUGGCUACAGCCUGGGCUCUGAUGGACAGUCCUGCAAAAAGCCCAAAAACGAUCUCUUCCUGUUCUAUGGGAAGGGGCGUCCGGGUGUAAUCCGAGGCUUGGACAUGAACGUCAAGUCCAGCAACGAGCACAUGGUGCCAAUCGAAGACCUGGUCAACCCUCGAGCGAUUGACUACCACGCAGAAUCGGGCUACAUCUACUUUGCAGACACCACCAGUUUCCUCAUUGGGCGGCAAAAAAUAGAUGGAAGCAGCCGAGAGACGAUACUCAAAGAUGACCUUGACAAUGUUGAGGGGAUCUCAGUGGACUGGAUCGGAAACAACUUGUAUUGGACCAACGAUGGCUACAGGAAGACAAUCAGCGUUGCCAGGUUGGAGAGAGCCUCCCAGACCAGGAGGACUCUGCUGGAGGGGGACAUGUCGCACCCCCGAGCCAUCGUGGUCGACCCCCAUAACAGCUGGAUGUACUGGACAGACUGGGAAGAGGACGAGGUGAACGAUAGUAUAGGGAGGAUAGAGAAAGCCUGGAUGGACGGAUCCAACCGGCGAAUCUUUGUCACCUCCAACAUGCUGUGGCCCAACGGCCUGACACUGGACCUUGGCACCAGCACCAUGUACUGGUGUGACGCCUAUUACGAUCACAUUGAGAAGAUUCACCUCAACGGGACAGGAAGAAUGGUUGUGUACAACGGCAAGGAGCUGAACCACCCAUUUGGGAUUUCUCACUACCGUAAUUCCAUCUUUUGGACGGAGUACAUGAACGCCUCGGUCUUCCAGUUGGACUUGUCCUCUGGUGAUGUCACUCUGCUACGAAGUGAGCGGCCGCCGCUCUUCGGCCUGCGUGUCUAUGAUGCCCAGAGUCAGCAAGGUGACAACGCAUGCAGAGUGAAUUAUGGGGGCUGUGGUACCCUCUGCCUCGCCAUCCCAGGAGGCAGAGUGUGUGCCUGCGCUGACAACCAGGUUCUGGAGAAGAACAAUGUCACCUGUGCAGAAGUCUCCACUGGAGGUUUGGAGCCACAGCGAUGUAAAAGUGAUGAGUUCCAGUGCCAUAAUCAUCGCUGCAUACGGGCUUCGUGGAAAUGUGACGGAGAUGAUGACUGUCUGGAUGGAAGUGACGAGGAGGCCCACAGCUGCUACAACCAUAGCUGUCCUAUUGACCAGUUUAAGUGCAACAACAAUCGCUGCAUUCCCAAAAGAUGGCUUUGUGAUGGAACGAACGACUGCGGUAACAAUGAGGACGAGGCCAACAUUACAUGCUCAGCCCAGCCCUGCCAGGCCAACCAGUUCUCCUGCCAGAAUGGCCGAUGCAUUCCCCGGGCCUGGAGCUGCGACCGGGACGACGACUGUGGGGAUAUGUCCGAUGAGACGUCGUCAUGCACUUUCCCAACGUGUGAGCCCCUCACCCAGUUUAGCUGUUCCAAUGGACGAUGCAUCAGUGCAAAGUGGCACUGUGACUCAGAUGAUGACUGCGGUGAUGGCAGUGAUGAGGUGGGCUGCAUCCACUCCUGUUCCAACAGCCAGUUCCAGUGCUCCAACGGCCGCUGCAUCCCAGACCACUGGGCCUGUGACGGCGACAACGACUGCGGGGACUUCAGCGAUGAGAACACAACCUGUGGAGGCUCCUCGGCCUUGUUGCCCCCUGUCACUGAGUGCAGCGCGGAGGAGUUCCACUGUGUAGCAGAUGGGACCUGCAUCCCAGAGCGCUGGAGAUGUGACGGAGACAAGGACUGUGAGGACGGCAGUGACGAGACAGGCUGCGAGGGCACCAAAAGAAUGUGCGACCCCAAAGCCAAGUUCACCUGCAAAGAUACAGGCAAGUGCAUCACAAAGAGCUGGGUGUGUGAUGGGGACAUUGAUUGUGAGGACCGCUCAGACGAAGAGUCCUGCGAGUCCGCUGUCUGUAAGCCACCCAAGUACCCUUGUGCCAAUGACACCUCUGUCUGCCUCACACCCGAUAAGAUCUGCAACGGCAAGGUGGACUGUGCCGACCGCUCGGAUGAAGGACCCAUCUGCGAUAAGUGUCUGGUAGCCAGAGGCGGCUGCAGCCACCAGUGCACGGUGGCACCCGGGAAGGGGGUGGUGUGUUCUUGUCCCCCGGGGCUCCACCUGGACUCCAGCAACAAGACUUGUGAGGCAGUGGACUACUGCAGCCGUCACCUGAAGUGCAGCCAGGUGUGUGAGCAGUACAAGACCACAGUGAAAUGCUCCUGUUAUCCAGGAUGGAGGCUCGACCCUGACGGAGACAGCUGUCACAGCACAGAUCCCUUUGAGGCUUUCAUCAUCUUCUCUAUCCGACACGAGAUAAGACGGAUAGACCUUCACAAACGGGACUACAGCCUUCUGGUGCCGGGACUGAGGAACACCAUCGCACUAGACUUUCACUUUAAUCGCAGCCUCCUUUACUGGACAGAUGUGGUGGAGGAUAAGAUCUACAGGGGAAGGCUCUCCGAGUCUGGCGGGGUGACAGGGAUCGAGGUGGUGGUGCAGCACGGCCUGGCCACCCCAGAGGGCCUGGCUGUGGACUGGAUUGCCGGGAAGCUGUACUGGAUCGACAGUAACCUGGACCAGAUUGAGGUGGCCAUGCUGAACGGAGAUAUGCGCACCACGCUGAUUGCCGGCGGCAUGGAGCACCCACGGGCCAUCGCUCUCGACCCGGGGCAAGGGAUCCUGUUCUGGACUGACUGGGAUGCUACAUUUCCCCGUAUUGAGGCAGCAUCGAUGAGUGGAGGGGGCCGACACAUUGUGUUUAAGGAUAUGGAGAUAGGUGCUUGGCCCAAUGGACUGACACUGGAUCAUCUGGAAAAGAGGAUUGUCUGGACAGAUGCACGCUCCGAUGCCAUCUUCUCUGCACUGUAUGAUGGUAGCAGUGUCAUUGAGAUCCUGAAGGGCCAUGAGUACCUGUCCCACCCCUUUGCUGUGUCCCUCUUUGGAGGCAACGUCUACUGGACAGACUGGAGGACCAACACUCUGGCCAGGGCCAAUAAGUGGACUGGGCAGAAUGUCACAGUCAUCCAGAAAACAAGCGCCCAGCCUUUUGACCUGCAGAUCUUCCACCCCAGCAGGCAGCCGCAAGCGUCCAACCCAUGUGAGGAAAAUGAUGGACGUGGUCCCUGUUCGCAUCUGUGUCUCAUCAAUUACAACCGCACCGCAUCCUGCACCUGUCCACACCUCAUGAAACUUUCACCCAACAAACAGUCCUGCUUCGCACUGAAAAGGUUCCUGCUGUACGUGCGGCGGUCUGAAAUCCGCGGUGUGGACAUCGACAACCCUUACAUGAAUGUCAUGACGGCGCUGACGGUGCCGGACAUCGAUGACGUCACGGUGGUGGACUACGAUGCCCUGGAAGAGAGGAUCUACUGGGCCGAUGUCAAAACCCAAGCCAUCAAAAGAGCCUUUAUCAACGGGACCCAACUGGAGACAGUCAUCUCUGGAGACAUAGUGAACUGCCGUGGUCUGGCUUUAGACUGGCUCUCCAGGAACUUGUACUGGCUCAGCUCUGAAAAUGACGAGUCGCAAAUCAAUGUGGCUCGCCUUGAUGGGUCCCUGAAGACCUCCAUCAUCCAUGGGAUUGAUAAACCAAGGUGCCUUGUAGUGCAUCCUGCCAAGGGGAAAAUCUAUUGGACGGAUGGCAGCACCAUCAACAUGGCCAACAUGGAUGGGAGCAACAGCAAGGUCCUCCACCAGAAUCAGAGGGAACCUGUCGGUCUCUCGAUAGACUACACUGCCAACAAGCUGUACUGGAUAAGCUCGGCCAAUGGCACUAUCAACAGGUGCAAUCUGGACGGCAGCGGACUGGAAGUGCUGGAGACUCUAAAGAAGCAGCUAGCUAAAGGCAGCGCUCUGGCCGUAAUGGGUGGCAAACUCUGGUGGGCAGAUGAUGAAUCGGCACAGCUGGGAACAGUUACCAAGAGAGACGGACGAAACCUUGUGAUUCUGAGGAACAAGACCAGCGGCGUGGUUCACAUGAAGGUGUACGACAGGGAGGGUCAGAGAGGCAGGAACCUAUGCCAGAUAAACAACGGAGGAUGUACCCAGCUCUGCUUCCCCACCUCAGAGAACACGCGCAGCUGCUCCUGCACGGUUGGCUACAACCUGCGUAGUGACCGCAUGUCCUGCGAAGGUGUCGACUUGUUUUUGAUGUACUCGAUCCAUGAGGGGAUCCGUGGAAUCUCCCUUGACCCAAAUGACAACAUGGAAGCUCUCAUGCCCAUCACAGGAACUUUAUUCGCCGUUGGAGUUGACUUUCAUGCAGGAAAUGACACAGUUUACUGGACAGACAUGGGCCUGAACAGAAUAUCCCGGGCCAAGCGGGAUCAGACCUGGAGGGAGGACAUCAUCACCACUGGCAUCAGCCGGGUGGAAGGCAUCGCUGUUGACUGGAUCGCUGGAAACCUGUACUGGACGGACCACGGUUUCAACCUGAUAGAAAUCUCCCGUCUCAAUGGUGCAUAUCGCUCGGUGGUCAUAUCUGAAGGACUCGAUCAGCCCAGAGCCAUCGCCGUACACCCACAGAAAGGGUAUCUCUUCUGGACCGAGUGGGGCCAGAACCCCUGCAUAGGCCGCUCCCGCCUGGACGGAUCAGACCAGGUCACACUGGUCAACUCAGGCAUCGCAUGGCCCAACGGCAUCUCCAUAGACUACGAGGAAAAUAGAUUAUACUGGUGUGACGCCCGCACCGACAAGAUCGAGAGGAUCAACCUUGAGACCGGAGAGAGUCGAGAGAUUGUACUGUCAGCGGCCAACGUAGACCUGUUCUCAGUGGCUGUGUUCGGGCCUUACAUCUACUGGUCUGACAGGGCUCACUCCAACGGUUCAAUCCGGCGAGGCUUCAAGACUGACACCACUGAGACGGUGACCAUGAGGAGCGGCCUGGGGGUCAACCUGAAGGACUUGACAGUCUUUAAUAGAGGCCGGGAGAAAGGUACCAACCCCUGUGCUAGGAGUAAUGGCGGCUGCCAGCAGCUGUGCUUCCACCUGGGCAGCGGGCGCCGGACGUGCUCCUGUGCCCACGGCCACUUGGCAGAGGACGGGUUUGCCUGUGAGCGCUACGAGGGCUACCUCCUCUACUCUGAGAGGACCGUGCUGAAAAGCAUCCACCUCUCAGAUGAGAGCGACCUCAACUCGCCGAUCCAGCCUUUUGAAAAGCCUGCCUUUUUCAAGAAUGUUAUAGCCUUGGCUUUUGACUACAGUCAGAAUACAGCAGGGAUGAACCGCAUCUUUUUCAGCGACAUCCAUUUCGGAAAUAUCCAGAUGAUUAAUGAUGACUGGACAGGAAGGACGAUUAUAGCAGAAAAUGUGGGUUCAGUGGAGGGCCUGGCAUACCACCGGGCCUGGGACACCUUAUAUUGGACCAGCUCCACCACCAACACCAUCACAAGGCAAACUGUGGACCAGAAGCGAGCCGGUGCCCUGAGCCGGCAGUCCGUGGUCACUCUGUCAGAGGAAGACCACCCGCAUGUCCUCGCCCUGGAUGAGUGUCAGAACCUGAUGUUCUGGACCAACUGGAAUGAGCAGAGGCCCAGCAUCAUGAGAUCCACCUUAGCUGGCAACAACGUGAGGGUCAUCAUCAGCUCCGACAUCCUGACCCCCAAUGGACUGACCAUCGACCACAAAGCAGAGAAGCUCUACUUCUCAGAUGGAAGCCUGGGCAGGAUCGAGAGAUGUGAAUACGAUGGCUCCAACAGAUAUGUCAUAGUUAAAUCAGGUCCAGGAACCUUCUUUGGGCUCGCCAUCUAUGGAGAUUUCAUCUUCUGGUCGGACUGGGCCCGCAGGGCAGUGCUGCGGUCCAACAAGUACACAGGUGGAGACACCAAGAUACUGCGAGCAGACAUACCUCACCAGCCCAUGGGAAUCAUCGCUGUGGCCAGCGACACAAACAACUGUGAGUUAUCGCCAUGCCGACACAUGAACGGAGGCUGCGGUGACCUUUGCCUCCUGACUCCGUAUGGGAGGGUGAACUGUACUUGCCGUGGAGAACGUGUGCUGUUAGACGACAACCGAUGUGUGUCAGAAAAUUCCUCCUGCAACAUCCACUACGAGUUUGAGUGUGGGAACGGAGAGUGUAUUAACUACCAGCUAACCUGUGAUGGAGUAGCCCACUGCAAAGACAAGUCUGAUGAAAGAUGCAGUACUGGCGACAACAGGAGCUGCAGGAGGGGUUACAGGCCGUGCUACAACCAGCGCUGUGUGGCCAACAGUCGCUUCUGUGAUGGGAUCGAUGACUGUGGGGAUAACUCAGAUGAAGCUUUCUGUAGCAAUGUCACGUGUGGCUCAUCUGAAUCAUCGUGCCAGGAUGGGAGCUGUGUACCCAGCUCAGCCUGGUGUAACCAGGUCAUCGACUGCGCUGAUGCCUCAGACGAAAAGAACUGCAACCACACAGACUGCUCCCAUUUCUACAAGCUGGGUGUGAAAGAGAAAGGUUUCAUCAGUUGCAACUCCACCUCACUCUGCAUCUACCCGUCAUGGAUCUGCGACGGAGCCAACGACUGCGGAGACUACGCCGACGAGACCAACUGCCAGGUUUCCCAUGGGCAGAAGUGUGAGGAAGGCCAUUUUGCGUGUCCAAGUGGAAACUGCAUCUCCAGUGUGUGGCUGUGCGACGGCCAAAAAGACUGCGAGGAUGGGGCAGACGAGUUCCAGUGUGCGGAAAGCACUUGUUCCCCGGAGCAGUUCCAGUGCAAGGCCUCCAUGCACUGCAUCUCCAAACUCUGGGUUUGUGAUGAGGACCCGGACUGUGCAGACGGGUCGGACGAGGCUAAUUGCGAUGAAAAGACCUGCGGACCUCAUGAAUUCCGCUGCGAGAAUAACAACUGCAUCCCCGACCACUGGAGGUGUGACAGCCAGAACGACUGUGGAGACAACUCAGACGAGCAGAACUGCAAACCAGUCACCUGUAACCACAAGGACUUUGCCUGCGCUAAUGGAGACUGCAUCUCGUCCCGCUUCCGCUGUGACGGCGACUAUGACUGCUUGGAUAAUUCAGAUGAGAAGGACUGCGAGGCACGCUGCGCAGAUGACCAGUUUCGCUGUCACAACAACCUCUGCAUUUCCCUGAAGUGGCUUUGUGAUGGCCAAGAAGACUGUAAGACGGGGGAAGAUGAGAAAAACUGCCAAGGAACAGUGGUCCCUUCGUGUUCACUGAACGAGUAUGUCUGUGCCAGCGGAGGGUGUGUUUCUGCCAGCCUGCGGUGUGACGGACAUGACAACUGUCUGGACGGCUCAGAUGAGAUUGGUUGUGUGAAGGAGUGCAGAGAAGAUGAGUUUCUGUGCCUGAAUCGUGCCCACUGUAUCCCGCGGCGCUGGCGCUGCGAUGAUGUGUUCGACUGCGUGGACCACAGUGACGAGGAAAACUGCAGUCAGGGAGCUUUCUUCUGCCGGGCAGAUGAAUUCAUUUGCAACAACACCUUAUGUAAACUCCACACAUGGGUGUGUGAUGGCAAGGACGAUUGUGGAGAUAACUCUGAUGAAGACACGGACAUGUGCGUUAAGCUUCCCUGCCCACCUACAAGGCCAUUCCGCUGCAGAAACGAUCGUGUGUGUCUGCGCACAGACCAAGUGUGCAACAAAGUGGACGACUGUGGCGACAACUCAGAUGAGGAGGAAUGUGCAGAGGUGGUGGCCAGCAGACCACGGCCUUGUGGGAAGACCGAGUUCACCUGCAGUAAUCAGCGAUGUAUACCCACCCAGCUGCAGUGUGACCUCUUCAAUGACUGUGGGGAUGGCGGCUCGGACGAGCACGACUGCAAGGCCUUUUCCAACGGAGAUGUAUGUGGAAAGAAAACAAAUCCAUGUGGAGAGGAAGCAGUUUGCAAUCAAACAAAUGCUAAUGCUAUAUGCCAGUGCAAACCUGGCUUCAAGAGGAACCAAAAGACAGGCCAGUGUGAAGAAAUAAAUGAAUGCCUGCAGUUUGACACAUGCCCUCACUAUUGCACAAACACUAAAGGAUCUUUUAAGUGCACAUGUGAUCGGAAUUAUAAAGAGAUCAAUGGAAACUGUGUAGCAAAAGGACCAGAAGAUCGAGUGCUCUACAUAGCUAAUGACACUGAAAUCCGAAGUUUUGUGUAUCCGUUUAACCAGAGCCAUGGACACAAACUACUCACUCGCAUCGAGGACAAUGCCCGCAUUAUUGGGAUGGAUGCUCUGUAUCACCACCAAAAGUUUAUCUGGGCUACCCAGUUUAACCCUGGUGGACUUUUUUACAAAGAAACCCUAGACAGAAGUCAAACUAAAUCAAAUGUCAGAAACAUUUGUUCAGACUUCCGUCGACCCAGGGAUGUGUCCGCUGACUGGAUCACUGGCAAUAUCUACUGGACAGAUCACUCUCGGAUGCAUUGGUUCAGCUAUUACACAGCCCACUGGACUAAAUUAAGGUACUCUAUAAAUGUGGGCCAGCUCAAAGGACCUAACUGCACCCGCUUGAUUACUGACAUAGCGGGAGAGCCCUAUGCCAUCGCUGUCAACCCAGCCCGAGGGAUGAUGUACUGGAGCGUAAUAGGCGACCACUCCCACAUAGAGGAAUCAGCCAUGGAUGGCUCCUUACGCAGAGUGCUCUUGGAGAAAAAUCUCAGGAGACCUACUGGCUUGGCCAUUGAUUAUUUCAACCAGCGUUUGUACUGGGCUGAUCCUGAGCUCUCCGAGAUAGGCAGCAUGAGAUUGGAUGGCUCGGACCCUCUGGUGACAAUCAGCAACAGACACGGAAUCUCCCAGCCAUAUAGAAUUGAUAUAUUUGAAGACUACAUUUAUGGAACAGGGCUAAAACAUGAGGUGUUCAAGAUCCACAAGUAUACCAAGCAGGCUGUGGAGUUUCUCCAGUUGGGUGUGGAGAAGCCCACUAAUGUUUUGAUCUCCCACCGCUACAAACAACAAGAUGCGGCCAAUCCAUGCUUGAGAAUGACUUGUGAUUUCAUGUGCCUGCUCAACCCGACGGGUGCCAGAUGUACCUGUCCAGAGGGGAAGGUACUGGUCAAUGGCACCUGUAGUGACGUCAACAUCUCAGGUGAGCUGUGCCGUCCCCCCUGUGAGAAUGGAGGGCGCUGCCUGGCCAAUGAGAAGGGAGACUGGAGGUGCUACUGCUGGCCUGACUUUUCAGGGGAGCGCUGCGAGGUCAACCACUGCACAGACUACUGCCUGAACGGGGGAACCUGCAUGGGCUCACCUCUGGGAAAGCCUACAUGCCGCUGUCCUGCCGGGUUCUCGGGGCCGUUCUGUGAGCGGAGGGUUUGUGACAACUACUGUUUGAAUGGUGGAACUUGCGACGUCAGUCAGGGGAACCAGCCCGUGUGCCGCUGCAUGGCAGAGUAUACUGGAGACCGGUGUCUUUACCACAUCUGCCAUCACUACUGUGUGAACUCCAAGGCUUGUACAUUAUCCAGUAGCGGCUAUGUGGAGUGUGUGUGUCCUGCCAGGUUUGAGGGAAACAAGUGUGAGGUGGACAAGUGUCUGCGGUGCCAUGGAGCUCCCUGCCUCAUUAAUGAGGAGACAGGAGAUGUGGUUUGCAAUUGCACAAAUGGCAGAAUAGCACCCAGCUGUCAGCUGUGUGACGGAUACUGCUACAACGGAGGCACCUGUCACCUGGACCCCGACACCAACCUGCCUUUCUGUCACUGCACGUCAGGGUUCAAGAACCAACGUUGUGAUGAGCUGGCCAACCCCUGCGAUUACUUCUGUCAGAAUGAGGGGAUGUGCACAAUAACAGCCCUUAACAAACCACGCUGCAAAUGUUCAGCCAACUGGGCAGGAACACAGUGUGAGAGACCGGCCCCAAAAAGCAGCAGAUCAGACAACACCAGUGGAGGGAGCAUAGCUAUCAUUGUGCCUCUGGUCCUGCUGGUCAUCUUGAUUGUGACGGUGGUGGCAGGCGUUUUCAUCUGCAGACGGAGACAGAGGGGCAAACGUGUGCAGAGGCAGCCCAUGACAAACGGAGGGAUAAACGUGGAGAUUGGCAACCCCUCGUACAACAUGUAUGAAGUGGACCAUGACAACCACGCAGAUGCUGGCAGCCUGCUGCGACCCAACUUCACUUUGGAUCCUCAUAAGGGCUGGUGCGUAAAAUCCAGUGACCCUCGCACCUUGGGCAUACACGCUGUGCCCAAGGAGGUGAUCCCUGGACAGCCCAUGAACUACUCCAACCCCGUGUAUGCAAAGAUCUAUAUGGAUGGACAGAACUGUCGGAAGCCAGUCAUCAAUAUUGACGAGAGGAGAGAGCUACUCCCAAAGAAACUAGAGGGGACAAUUCAUGAAACCGCCGCAUAGCCUGACUUAACACUUUCUACUCCUUUUUUACCACAAUGUACAAAUGUAAAAAGUGAAGGAGGAAACAAGAAUUUUCUAUUUCCUAUCAGGCUCUUGGUUAGGUUUUAUUGGUUUAGCAUCAGCAUAAUGUCCUUGUUUGUGUGCUGAACAGUUUUCUUUUCUGUUUUCUGUUUGCUUUCUAAUGUUUGUCAAACAUUAGGUAUACAGCGCUAUAUACCGUUAUGACAUUGAAGUAAAGCUGCUGAGUUGCAAAAACUUUAUUAACACCAGAAUCCACACCUGUGCACAGUUUAAACCUGAAGAUGCAGUGCUCAAAUUUGUACCUGUCUCUAAUUCAAGUGGAAUGGACACUGUUGUUUUGAUGAAGGUGACACGUGCAGACUUGGCUCAAUUUUCUGGACAAAUAUAAGUAUCUUAGAGAAUAGCUGAGUGGUUUAUUUCUGAUAGAGGCAAUGUUUUCAUUUGCACAUGUUUCAUGUGAUGUAUGGAUCAUAUUAUAACUUCACACCUGAGCAGUGAAGCUUGAUGUCUAUGGACCUUUUGUUUUUCUGUCUCGGGACACAAAAGCUCAACUUUGACUGGAUUUCCAGUGAUUAUAUCGACAUGAUCCUUUUGCCACAUAUUAUCUAAUUACAUAGAUGUUCUGUCUUUCCUGUUUCUUUAUGUCUGUUUUCCAUUUCCACGUUUUUCAUUUGGACAGAUGCUUCCGCACUGUCACAGCAGUAGUAUCCCAUAUGAACUUGUGCUUUGGUGAGAGAGAUUGAAGCCCACCUUGAAUGUUCUGAGAUCCGAAUCCCAGAUCCUGUACUGUACACUGAAAUGACAGAUACUGAAUAUCAUAUUUUUCUAGGUCUCGUAUGUCAACAAGACGGCUUAAGGAUAUAGACAAGUAAAAUAUUUACCACAACUACAAAAAAAGGUUAUUAUUAUAAAACACAUCUGUUACUUCAGAAGGAAGACGAUAAAUAUAAGAAAUUUUAUAAUUUUGUAUUUGAUUUGUAUGUCGUUUGGCUGCUUGUAUUUUGAAGAAAUGUAUUAAAUGUAAGUAAUUUUUAUAUAAAAUGUAA
Myripristis murdjan (pinecone soldierfish) is the source of this 12860-nucleotide messenger RNA. RefSeq names its product low density lipoprotein receptor-related protein 1Bb (gene lrp1bb). The coding region runs from base 1 to 11793 and encodes 3930 amino acids. The transcript has 77 exons. Gene Ontology annotation, biological process: receptor-mediated endocytosis. Gene Ontology annotation, cellular component: plasma membrane; signaling receptor complex; apical plasma membrane. Lineage: Eukaryota; Metazoa; Chordata; Actinopteri; Holocentriformes; Holocentridae. Gene Ontology annotation, molecular function: protein binding; hormone binding; calcium ion binding. The record is from RefSeq and is a predicted model, not a curated record.